AUAGCCAACGUCAACAAAGCUCUGGAGUACAUCACCAGCAAAGGAGUCAAGCUGGUCUCCAUUGGAGCUGAAGGUAUAUUAUAUAUCUAUUUCACCACAGCUGAAGGUAUAUUAUAGUUCUAUUUCACCACAGCUGAAGGUAUAUUAUAGUUCUAUUUCACCACAGCUGAAGGUAUAUUAUAGUUCUAUUUCACCACAGCUGUGAAGGUAUAUUAUAGUUCUAUUCACCACAGCUGAAGGUAGAUUAUAGUUCUAUUUCACCACAGCUGAAGGUAUAUUAUAGUUCUAUUUCACCACAGCUGAAGGUUAUAUUAUAUGUUCUAUUUCACCACAGCUGAGGUUAUAUUUAUAGUUCUUAUUCACCCACAGCUGAAGGGUAUAUAUAGUUCUAUUUCACCCCAGGGUAUAUUAUAGGUUCUAUUUCACCACAGCUGGAAAGGUAUAUUAUAGUUCUAUUUCACCACAGCUGAAGUUAUAUUAUAGUUCUAUUUCACCACAGCUGAAGGUAUAUUAUAGUUCUAUUUCACCCACAGCUGAAGGAUAUUAUAUUCUAUUCACCCCAGCUUGAAGGUAUAUUAUAGUUUCUAUUUCACCACAGCUGAAGGUAUAUUAUAGUUCUAUUUCACCACAGCUGAAGGUAUAUUAUAGUUCUAUUUCACCACAGCUGAAGGUAUAUUAUAGUUCUAUUUCACCACAGCUGAAGGUAUAUUAUAGUUCUAUUUCACCACAGCUGAAGGUAUAUUAUAGUUCUAUUUCACCACAGCUGAAGGUAUAUUAUAGUUCUAUUUCACCACAGCUGAAGGUAUAUUAUAGUUCUAUUUCACCACAGCUGAAGGUAUAUUAUAGUUCUAUUUCACCACAGCUGAAGGUAUAUUAUAGUUCUAUUUCACCACAGCUGAAGGUAUAUUAUAGUUCUAUUCACCACAGCUGAAGGUAUAUUAUAGUUCUAUUUCACCACAGCUGAAGGUAUAUGUAUAGUUCUAUUUCACCACAGCUGAAGGUAUAAUUAUAGUUCUAUUUCACCACAGCUGAAGGUAAUUUAUAGUUCUCUUCACCACAGCUGAAGGUAUAUUAUAGUUCUAUUUCACCACAGCUGAAGGUAUAUUAUAGUUCUAUUUCACCACAGCUGAAGGUAUUAUUAUAAGUUCUCUUUCACCACAGCUGAAGGUAUAUUAUAGUUCUAUUUCACCACAGCUGAAGGUAUAUUAUAGUUCUAUUUCACCACAGCUGAAGGUAUAUUAUAGUUCUAUUUCACCACAGCUGAAGGUAUAUUAUAGUUCUAUUUCACCACAGCUGAAGGUAUAUUAUAGUUCUAUUUCACCACAGCUGAAGCUAUAUUAUAGUUACCACAGUCCACAAAAACACUACAGUAAAUACUACAGUAUUCUACAAUCUGCAAAAACAGUACAGUAAAUACUAUAGUGUAUACUACAGUUUUCUUUUAUUUAUCCUAUGUUAACUGUAAAUACUACAGUAUACUACAGUAAAUGCUACAGAUUUCACUGCAGUGUUUUCGUGGUCUUUAGUACGCAAAAACACCACAGCGAAUACUAUAGUAUUUAUACCAUAGUAUACUAUAGUAAAAAAAAAAUUACGUGGGCUAUGUGUGACAUUGAACACUGCAUAUAAUUUGAAUGCCAGUAUAUUAUACAGACCAUCCAAUUAGACAAACUUAAUAUAGGAAUAGAAAACCCAGACCUGGUUGAUUAAGACUGUGACUAUUCCCUGAUUACUGACUUGUUUCUCCUGCAGAGAUUGUGGAUGGCAACAUUAAGAUGACUCUGGGAAUGAUCUGGACCAUCAUCCUGCGCUUCGCCAUCCAAGAUAUCUCCGUGGAAGGUUAGCUAAUAUAUAUAUAUUUUUGUACCUUUAUUUAACUAGGCAAGUCAGUUAAGAACAAAUUCUUAUUUACAAUGACGGCCUACACCGGCCAAACCCGGACGACGCUGGGCCAAUUGUGCGCCGCCCUAUGGGACUCCCAAUCACGGCCGGUUGUGAUACAGCCUGGAAUCAACCAGGGGGUCUGUAGUGACGCCUCAAGCACUGAGAUGCAGUGCCUUAGACCGCUGCGCUACUCGGGAGCAGUCAUGUAGUUAUAGUUAUGUAUAGUGAUUAGCAUGUCAUCUCCGUGGAAGGUUAGCUAAUAUAGUCAUGUAGUUAUAGUUAUGUAUAGUGAUUAGCAUGUCAUCUCCGUGGAAGGUUAGCUAAUAUAGUCAUGUAGUUAUAGUGUUAUGUAUAGUGAUUAGCAUGUCAUCUCCGUGGAAGGUUAGCUAAUAUAGUCAUGUAGUUAUAGUGUUAUGUAUAGUGAUUAGCAUGUCAUCUCCGUGGAAGGUUAGCUAAUAUAGUCAUGGAGUUAUAGUGUUAUGUAUAGUGAUUAGCAUGUCAUCUCCGUGGAAGGUUAGCUAAUAUAGUCAUGUAGUUAUAGUUAUGUAUAGUGAUUAGCAUGUCAUCUCCGUGGAAGGUUAGCUAAUAUAGUCAUGUAGUUAUAGUUAUGUAUAGUGAUUAGCAUGUCAUCUCCGUGGAAGGUUAGCUAAUAUAGUCAUGUAGUUAUAGUUUAUGUAUAGUGAUUAGCAUGUCAUCUCCGUGGAAGGUUAGCUAAUAUAGUCAUGUAGUUAUAGUGUUAUGUAUAGUGAUUAGCAUGUCAUCUCCGUGGAAGGUUAGCUAAUAUAGUCAUGUAGUUAUAGUGUUAUGUAUAGUGAUUAGCAUGUCAUCUCCGUGGAAGGUUAGCUAAUAUAGUCAUGUAGUUAUAGUGUUAUGUAUAGUGAUUAGUAUGUCAUCUCCGUGGAAGGUUAGCUAAUAUAGUCAUGUAGUUAUAGUGUUAUGUAUAGUGAUUAGCAUGUCAUCUCCGUGGAAGGUUAGCUAAUAUAGUCAUGUAGUUAUAGUGUUAUGUAUAGUGAUUAGUAUGUCAUCUCCGUGGAAGGUUAGCUAAUAUAGUCAUGUAGUUAUAGUGUUAUGUAUAGUGAUUAGCAUGUCAUCUCCGUGGAAGGUUAGCUAAUAUAGUCAUGUAGUUAUAGUGUUAUGUAUAGUGAUUAGUAUGUCAUCUCCGUGGAAGGUUAGCUAAUAUAGUCAUGUAGUUAUAGUGUUAUGUAUAGUGAUUAGCAUGUCAUCUCCGUGGAAGGUUAGCUAAUAUAUCAUUUAGUUAUAGUGGUAUGUAUAGUGAUUAGCAUGUCAUCUCCGUGGAAGGUUAGCUAAUAUAGUCAGUAGUUAUAGUGUUAUGUAUAGUGAUUAGCAUGUCAUCUCCGUGGAAGGUUAGCUAAUAUAGUCAUGUAGUUUAUAUAGUGUUAUGUAUAGUGAUUAGCAUGUCAUCUCCGUGGAAGGUUAGCUAUAUAGUCAUGUAGUUAUAGUGUUAUGUAUAGUGAUUAGCAUGUCAUCUCCGUGGAAGGUUAGCUAAUAUAGUCAUGUAGUUAUAGUUUAUGUAUAGUGAUUAGCAUGUCAUCUCCGUGGAAGGUUAGCUAAUAUAGUCAUGUAGUUAUAGGUUAUGUAAGUGAUUAGUAUGUCAUCUCCGUGGAAGGUUAGCUAAUAUAGUCAUGUAGUUAUAGUGUUAGUAUAGUGAUUAGCAUGUCAUCUCCGUGGAAGGUUAGCUAAUAUAGUCAUGUAGUUAUAGUGUUAUGUAUAGUGAUUAGCAUGUCAUCUCCGUGGAAGGUUAGCUAAUAUAGUCAUGUAGUUAUAGUUAUGUAUAGUGAUUAGCAUGUCAUCUCCGUGGAAGGUUAGCUAAAUAUAGUCAUGUAGUUAUAGUGUUAUGUAUAGUGAUUAGCAUGUCAUCUCCGUGGAAGGUUAGCUAAUAUAGUCCAUGUAGUUAUAGUGUUAUGUAUAGUGAUUAGCAUGUCAUCUCCGUGGAAGGUUAGCUAAUAUAGUCAUGUAGUUAUAGUGUUAUGUAUAGUGAUUAGCAUGUCAUCUCCGUGGAAGGUUAGCUAAUAUAGUCAUGUAGUUAUAGUGUUAUGUAUAGUGAUUAGCAUGUCAUCUCGUGGAAGGUUAGCUAAUAUAGUCAUGUAGUUUAUAGUGUUAUGUAUAGUGAUUAGACAUGUCUCUCGUGGAAGGUUAGCUAAUAUAGUCAUGUAGUUAUAGUGUUAUGUAUAGUGAUUAGCAUGUCAUCGUCCGUGGAAGGUUAGCUAAUAUAGUCAGGUAGUUAUAGUGUUAUGUAUAGUGAUUAGCAUGUCAUCUCCGUGGAAGGUUAGCUAAUAUAGUCUGUAGUUAUAGUGUGUUAUGUAUAGUGAUUAGCAUGUCAUCUCCGUGGAAGGUUAGCUAAUAUAGUCAUGUAGUUAUGUGUUAUGUUAUAGUGAUUAGGCAAUGUCAUUCUCCGUGGAAGGUUAGCUAAUAUAGUCCAUGUAGUUAUAGUGUUUUGGUAUAGUGAUUAGCAUGUCUCUCCGUGGAAGGGUUAAGCUAAUAUAGUCAUGUAGUUAUAGUGUUAUGUAUUAGUGAUUAGCAUGUCAUUCUCCGUUGGAAGGUUAGCUAAUAUAGUCAUGUAGUUUAUAGUUAUGUAUAGUGAUUAGCAUGUCAUCUCCGUGGAAGGUUAGCUAAUAUAGUCAUGGAGUUAUAGUGUUAUGUAUAGUGAUUAGCAUGUCAUCUCCGUGGAAGGUUAGCUAAUAUAGUCAUGUAGUUAUAGUUAUGUAUAGUGAUUAGCAUGUCAUCUCCGUGGAAGGUUAGCUAAUAUAGUCAUGUAGUUAUAGUGUUAUGUAUAGUGAUUAGCAUGUCAUCUCCGUGGAAGGUUAGCUAAUAUAGUCAUGGAGUUAUAGUGUUAUGUAUAGUGAUUAGCAUGUCAUCUCCGUGGAAGGUUAGCUAAUAUAGUCAUGUAGUUAUAGUGUUAUGUAUAGUGAUUAGCAUGUCAUCUCCGUGGAAGGUUAGCUAAUAUAGUCAUGUAGUUAUAGUGUUAUGUAUAGUGAUUAGCAUGUCAUCUCCGUGGAAGGUUAGCUAAUAUAGUCAUGUAGUUAUAGUGUUAUGUAUAGUGAUUAGCAUGUCAUCUCCGUGGAAGGUUAGCUGUUUAUGUUAUUGAUGAGGAAAACCACUAACGACAGAUCCUAUUGGACUGUAGGUGCUAUUCAUAAGACAGAAUUAGAUAUUAGAACACAUCAGGUCAGUUUCCUGGACCCAGAUUUCAGACUAGUCUUCGACUGAAAAUCAUCAACGACAGAUUCUCCAUUAAAAGUGCUUGUUAGUCCAGGACCAGUCUGUGCCCGGGGAACCGUCCCAUAAUGAAUGUGGCUAUCAUAGAUUACAUUUUAGUCAUUUAGCAGACGCUCUUAUCCAGAGCGACUUACAGUUAAUGAGUGCAUAAAUUUUUUCAUACUGCCCCCCGCCGGAAUCGAACCCACAACUCUGGCGUUGCAAGCGCCAUGCUCUACCAACUGAGCUACAGGAUUACCAACAUAGAGCACAUGACAUGGGCCUUUUGAGAGGUUUAUAGGGCCAGGGAUGUAUGGUUGUCACAAUAAACAUCACAAUGUUCUCUCCUGUAGAAACCUCUGCUAAGGAGGGGCUUCUUCUAUGGUGCCAGAGAAAGACUGCCCCCUACAGGAAUGUCAAUGUCCAGAACUUCCAUGUCAGGUGAGUCCAUUUACUUAGUGAGAUUCAAGAAAAUGGAAGUCCCAUCACAGCCAUGUAAAUGGUUUUCUAUUUCUCUGUGUUUUUAAUAUUUUCUAAAAGUGUUUAAAGACACGUUUCUAAAUGUACAGAGAGAGAGAGAGAGAGAGAGGAGAGAGAGAGAGAGAGAGAGAGAGAGGAGCGAGAUAGAACGAGAGAGAGAGAGAGAGAAAGAAUAUCAGCGAGAUAGCGAUAGCUCUCGCCAGCUCUCGCUGAUGAUCUCGCCUCGAUCUCUCUCUCUCUCUCUAUCUCUCUCUUCUUUCGUCUCUCUCUCUCUCGCUCUCCUCGCUCUCUCUCUGCUCUCUCUCUCUUCUCUCUCUUUCUCUCGCUCUCUCUCUCCUCUCUCUCUCUCUCUCUCUCUCUCUCGCUCGCCCUCGCUCUCUCUCUCUCUCUCUCUCUCUCUUUCUCUCUCCUCUCUCUCUUCUCCCUCUCUCUCGUCUCGUCUCUCUGCCUCUGCCUCUCGCGUUCUCUCUCUCUGUCGCUCUCUCGUCCUACGCCUCCGUUCUCUCUCUCUUACCUCUAUCGCUCGCAGAUCGACAUCUUACUUAAUAACGCUCUAACGGUACUCUCGAUUCGCUGAUUCUACAUUUAAGAAUGGCGAGAGAGAGCGGAGAUGAGUAGCGACUCUGUUCAUACUUCGCCUCCUUCUCGACUCGCUCGCUCUCCGUCUUACCUUCUCCGCUGCUCCGCGCUCCUUUCCGCUCCUCUCCUCGCCGCUGCCUCGCUCGCUCUUCCGCCUCGCUCGCGCUCCGCUCGCGCGCUCGCUGCUCUCAGGCGCUGGCGCCUCGCUCUCCGUCGCUCUCUUCCUCCUCGCCCCGUUCUCUCUACUCUUUUUGCCUCCAUUCCUCUCGCACCACUCGUCUCGCGCUAGAAUAAGAUGUCAGCCUUUUACAGCAGCCCACGCAGAGAGAGAGAGAGAGGGGGGAGCUACAUGUUAAUGAUAGAGAGAGAGAGAGGAGAGCUGCAUGUUAAUUCAGCCUUUAUUAGCAGCCCACCAGUCCAGUAAUGCUUACGCUGCCCCAUUUAAGAUCAGGGCUUUAAAAAGACCACUCUGCUUUGCCAUUCAUUGGUUGUGAUUAAAUCUGAUAAAGGCCCAGUGCAGUCAACAUUCGUUUUUUCCUGUGUUUUGUAUCAUAUUGUACAACAGCUGAUGAAACUAGCACUAGCACAAGUGUGAAAACAUUUGAUCAGUGUUAUUUCCUGAUAGUUUCUGGUUGAAAAUUCAAUCUACACAGAACCUUCUAAUCAGCAGGUUUGCAUGGGGCGGGAGUCUCGGCUUGCCUGGUGACAUCACCAGGUGGUAAAUUGAUUAAUAGACCAAUAACAAAGAGAGUUCCAACCUAGCUACCAAUAACAGCUCGGUUUCAGUUAUCCCCUCCUCCCUCAGACCACUCCCAGACAGUCCUAGCAAAAUUAUGCUUGAGAAAUCGUUUUUUUGCUAAAAAAAGCUAUUUUUGUCAAUUUUAAUGGAAAACUAUUACACUAAGGUUCUUAAUUGUUACCCAGAAAUGAUUUGAUAUUGAUAAAAAAACAGCUGCAUUGGGCCUUUAACUGCUGGGUAGAAGCCUCUUCCCAGACUGAUCAAUGUGUAUUGAUGUCAGCUUGGAGAAUCACAACCAUCCAUUUGAUUGAGUUCUGCAGCAGAGAGAGCAGUCUAUUAGAAAGGCUUGUACCCUUUACUGAUGAUAUGUCGCCAGAGAUGGUUUGAUUACGUUUCUACCAUUGUGGCUAGAUGGAGUAGGCCUACAGCUCCAUCUAGUGGUCGCGUCAGGGACAGCAGUUGUUGACAACUGUAGCGUUUUAGCUGACCCUUUCCUAACCUUUAAUCUCAUUCUCCUAACCUGCUAUGUUAAUUCACCUAACCAGCUGCGUUAGUUCUAACCUGCCACGUUAAUUCACCUAACCUGCAACGUUAAUUAUCCUGACCUACUAUGUUAAUUAUCCUAACCUGCAACGUUAAUUAUCCUGACCUACCAUGUUAAUUAUCCUAACCUGCCACGUUAAUUAUCCUAACCUGCCAUGUUAAUUAUCCUAACCUGCCAUGUUAAUUAUCCUAACCUGCCAUGUUAAUUAUCCUAACCUGCCAUGUUAAUUAUCCUAACCUGCCAUGUUAAUUAUCCUAACCUGCCAUGUUAAUUAUCCUAACCUGCCAUGUUAAUUAUCCUAACCUGCAACGUUAAUUAUCCUAACCUGCCAUGUUAAUUAUCCUAACCUGCCAUGUUAAUUAUCCUAACCUGCCAUGUUAAUUAUCCUAACCUGCCAUGUUAAUUAUCCUAACCUGCCAUGUUAAUUAUCCUAACCUACCAUGUUAAUUACCGUAACCUGCCAUGUUAAUUAUCUUAACCUGCCAUGUUAAUUACCCUAACCUGCCAUGUUAAUUACCCUAACCUGCCAUGUUAAUUAUCCUAACCUGCCAUGUUAAUUAUCCUAACCUGCCAUGUUAAUUAUCCUAACCUGCCAUGUUAAUUAUCCUAACCUGCCAUGUUAAUUAUCCUAACCUGCCAUGUUAAUUAUCCUAACCUGCCAUGUUAAUUAUCCUAACCUGCCAUGUUAAUUAUCCUAACCUGCCAUGUUAAUUAUCCUAACCUGCCAUGUUAAUUAUCCUAACCUACCAUGUUAAUUAUCCUAACCUGCCAUGUUAAUUAUCCUGACCUACCAUGUUAAUUAUCCUAACCUGCCAUGUUAAUUAUCCUAACCUGCCAUGUUAAUUAUCCUAACCUGCCAUGUUAAUUAUCCUAACCUGCCAUGUUAAUUAUCCUAACCUGCCAUGUUAAUUAUCCUAACCUGCCAUGUUAAUUAUCCUAACCUGCCAUGUUAAUUAUCCUAACCUGCCAUGUUAAUUAUCCUAACCUGCCAUGUUAAUUAUCCUAACCUGCCAUGUUAAUUAUCCUAACCUACCAUGUUAAUUAUCCUAACCUGCCAUGUUAAUUAUCCUAACCUGCCAUGUUAAUUAUCCUAACCUGCCAUGUUAAUUAUCCUGACCUGCCAUGUUAAUUAUCCUAACCUGCCAUGUUAAUUAUCCUAACCUGCCAUGUUAAUUAUCCUAACCUGCCAUGUUAAUUAUCCUAACCUGCCAUGUUAAUUAUCCUAACCUGCCAUGUUAAUUAUCCUAACCUGCUAUGUUAAUUAUCCUAACCUACCAUGUUAAUUAUCCUAACCUGCCAUGUUAAUUAUCCUAACCUGCCAUGUUAAUUAUCCUAACCUGCCAUGUUAAUUAUCCUAACCUACCAUGUUAAUUUUCCUAACCUACCAUGUUAAUUAUCCUAACCUGCCAUGUUAAUUAUCCUAACCUGCCAUGUUAAUUAUCCUGACCUGCCAUGUUAAUUAUCCUAACCUGCCAUGUUAAUUAUCCUAACCUGCCAUGUUAAUUAUCCUAACCUGCCAUGUUAAUUAUCCUAACCUGCCAUGUUAAUUAUCCUAACCUGCCAUGUUAAUUAUCCUAACCUGCAACGUUAAUUAUCCUAACCUGCUAUGUUAAUUAUCCUAACCUGCCAUGUUAAUUAUCCUAACCUGCCAUGUUAAUUAUCCUAACCUGCUAUGUUAAUUAUCCUAACCUGCCAUGUUAAUUAUCCUAACCUGCCAUGUUAAUUAUCCUAACCUGCCAUGUUAAUUAUCCUAACCUGCCAUGUUAAUUAUCCUAACCUGCCAUGUUAAUUAUCCUAACUGCCAUGUUAAUUAUCCUAACCUGCCAUGUUAAUUAUCCUAACCUGCCAUGUUAAUUAUCCUAACCUGCCAUGUUAAUUAUCCUAACCUGCCAUGUUAAUUAUCCUAACCUGCUAUGUUAAUUAUCCUAACCUGCCAUAUUAAUUAUCCUAACCUGCCAUGUUAAUUAUCCUAACCUGCCAUGUUAAUUAUCCUAACCUACCAUGUUAAUUAUCCUAACCUGCCAUGUUUAAUUAUCCUAACCUGCCAUGUUAAUUAUCCUAACCUGCCAUGUUAAUUAUCCUAACCUGCCAUGUUAAUUAUCCUAACCUGCCAUGUUAAUUACCGUAACCUGCCAUGUUAAUUAUCCUAACCUGCCAUGUUAAUUAUCCUAACCUGCCAUGUUAAUUAUCCUGACCUGCCAUGUUAAUUAUCCUAACCUGCCAUGUUAAUUAUCCUAACCUGCCAUGUUAAUUAUCCUAACCUGCCAUGUUAAUUAUCCUAACCUGCCAUGUUAAUUAUCCUAACCUACCAUGUUAAUUAUCCUAACCUGCCAUGUUAAUUAUCCUAACCUGCCAUGUUAAUUAUCCUAACCUGCUAUGUUAAUUAUCCUAACCUGCCAUGUUAAUUAUCCUAACCUGCCAUGUUAAUUAUCCUAACCUGCCAUGUUAAUUAUCCUAACCUGCCAUGUUAAUUAUCCUAACCUGCCAUGUUAAUUAUCCUAACCUGCCAUGUUAAUUAUCCUAACCUGCCAUGUUAAUUAUCCUAACCUGCCAUGUUAAUUAUCCUAACCUGCCAUGUUAAUUAUCCUAACCUGCCAUGUUAAUUAUCCUAACCUGCCAUGUUUAAUUAUCCUAACCUAGCCAUGUUAAUUAUCCUAACCUGCCAUGUUAUUAUCCUAACCUCCAUGUUAAUUAUCCUAACCUGCCAUGUUAAUUAUCCUAACCUGCCAUGUUAAUUAUCCUAACCUGCCAUGUUAAUUAUCCUAACCUGCUAUGUAAACAAACCAUCUGUGGCAACAAAUCAUCAGUAUCAACACACCUGCACCUAUCAGUCUGAGAACCAAUGAACACAAAGCUUUAGUAGGAAGUCAAAUGUAAUUGUCCCUUGACCUUAGAAGACUAUUCGAUCCAGGCGUUUUAAUUGGCUAUUGAUGUGGCUGCCCGCUGUGAUGAUGUAAUAUGAUUCUCUCCCCCCCUGGUUGGCUGUGAAGCUGGAAGGACGGCCUUGCGUUGUGUGCCCUGAUACACAGACACCGUCCUGACCUCAUCGACUAUGCCAAGCUCAACAAGGUCUCUGUUUGGUGUGGCCUGAGCCCCAAUGCAUGCUGGUCUAGGACUGGCUGAGUGCCAGUCUGUUUGUGCCUUCAGGCCAACUCCUUGUCACUCAGGCUAGUCUGGUCCUAGACCUGGGCUGAAGUGCAUGAUGGGAGAUGCAGCCACCAACCACCAUACUAACCCAACUGCCUGUUUACUUCAUAGAGAUUCACUGGUCAAGAGUCCUGUUUACUUCAUAGAGAUUCACUGGUCAAGAGUCCUGUUUACUUCAUAGGGAUUCACUGGUCAAGAGUCCUGUUUACUUCAUAGGGAUUCACUGGUCAAGAGUCCUGUUUACUUCAUAGGGAUUCACUGGUCAAGAGGAUGAUAAAACGAAGAUAAGCUAUAUGAUAAAACGAAGAUAAACUAUAUGACAGUUAUAGGAAGUAAACAAAUGAAAUCGAAUAUGACAGCAUUUUGGCUGCACUACAAAAAAUCUAAGUGUACAUUUAAACAUUGUUUUCUGUAGGUAAAUCUUUUUGCUUUCUUGAUCCCACUUCUCUAUUGACCUGUAAUGGGAGAAUAAAAUAUUUUGUCAUUCCACCAGUAAUGUCUUUCUUUCUCUGGGGGCGAAGACAACAGGAGAGAGAGAGGCGCUCCUUCUGUCCGACGCUGGAGACAGAGCCGUGGAGAUCCCAGGCUUACUGCAGCUAGGACCCUAGUUAAUCAGGGCGGCGGGUAGCCUAGCAGUUAAGAGCGUUGUGCCAGUAAUCCUAAGGUCGCCGGUGUGCUCUUGAGCAAGGCACUUAACCCUAAUUGCCUCUGUAAGUCACAAUGGAUAAGAGCUUCUGCUAAAUGUAACAUCUUACGACGGCCAGCAAAAGCCUUCUAGUGUGGGCAUCAUUCCUCCAUUCCUCUCCUCCCUUACCCCAACUCUAUCACGUCCAGCCUGGAGGAGAUGACAGGUUUCAGGCUACAGCGUCGUACUGUAGCCUAGAGCUAAGUACAGUCAGACUACUUAGGUCCUAGGCUUUAGGGGCUCUUCUAUGGCUUAACUGUCUCCAGGUCAUCCUGACUUGUGACCUUUCGAGUGUGUGGUUUUAGCAUUGAGAUGUGCUAACAUGGCCUCGUGGUCUGUGUCUGCAGUGCUGUAACAUUAUCCCAGGCCACACAGCCAUAGCCUUGACACUGCUGAGCAGAACAGGGUUAGCCCAUACCAGAACAGGGUUAGCCCAUACCAGAACAGGGUUAGCCCAUACCAGAACAGGGUUAGCCCAUACCAGAACAGGGCCAGCCCAUACCAGAACAGGGUUAGCCCAUACCAGAACAGGGUUAGCCCAUACCAGAACAGGGUUAGCCCAUACCAGAACAGGGUUAGCCCAUACCAGAACAGGGCCAGCCCAUACCAGAACAGGGUUAGCCCAUACCAGAACAGGGCCAGCCCAUACCAGAACAGGGCUAGCCCAUACCAGAACAGGGUUAGCCCAUACCAGAACAGGGUUAGCCCAUACCAGAACAGGGUUAGCCCAUACCAGAACAGGGCCAGCCCAUACCAGAACAGGGUUAGCCCAUACCAGAACAGGGUUAGCCCAUACCAGAACAGGGUUAGCCCAUACCAAAACAGGGUUAGCCUUGACCUGCUGAGCAGAUCCCCUGGUCGCACAUAGACAUAGCCCACAGGUGGGUGCCAAAGUUUCCUGGUGGGUUGCGGGACAUUCCUUGAUUUGUUAUUUUUACAAAUUGGUGAUUGUUUAAACCGAGCCAUAACUACUGUUUAAACCGAGCUAUGACACCUGGUUGAUAACAUCUGGGACAUUAAGAACACCUGGUUGAUAACAUCUGGGACAUUAAGAACACCUGGUUGAUAACAUCUGGGACAUUAAGAACACCUGGUUGAUAACAUCUGGGACAUUAAGAACACCUGGUUGAUAACAUCUGGGACAUUAAGGACACCUGGUUGAUAACAUCUGGGACAUUAAGAACACCUGGUUGAUAACAUCUGGGACAUUAAGAACACCUGGUUGAUAACAUCUGGGACAUUAAGAACACCUAGUUGAUAACAUCUGGGACAUUAAGAACACCUGGUUGAUAACAUCUGGGACAUUAAGAACACCUGGUUGAUAACAUCUGGGACAUUAAGAACACCUGGUUGAUAACAUCUGGGACAUUAAGAACACCUAGUUGAUAACAUCUGGGACAUUAAGGCACAGUGUGUAGGACCAAGGCUAAAGGCCUACUAAUGCAUUGUAUGUCCCCCUGGAGUUGCCAUGUUGAAUGUUGAAACUGUUACAUUUACUAGCCUAUAUUGUGUUGCAUGGUAGUAGUAUGAUUGAUUUACAUGUUUUACAUUUUACAUUGAUGAUGUGUUGAAUACAGUAUGGAUGAAUAUUUUAUUAUAUAGUUAUACAGUAUCUUUCCAUGUCUAGUUAUGAUGUAUUUUACCCUCUAUUCCAUGCAGGAUGACCCUCUGGGUAAUCUGAACCUGGCCUUUGAAGUGGCAGAGAAAUACCUGGACAUCCCCAAGAUGUUGGACGCUGAAGGUAAAUAUUCUAGAUCAGGGGCCUUUUCUAGCGUGACAGCUACUUUUAAAAAACAUUUCGCGAGCUACUACUUUCUCCCACCAGGAAACUCCUUAGUGGAGAAGAGAAAGCAGUGCAGUAUGUGUUCUGUAAAUAUACCUGGUCAAAUAAGGGUUCAUAAACGACUCUGUGAUUUUUUACCCCCCAAAUUAUGUUUUAUAUUUUCCCAAAUUAUGUUUUCUUAGGUACAUUUUUCCUGGUUUUAGAUUUUUGUUUUGUUUUUCACUCUCGAAAUUACAAUUGUUCGUAGAGAAACAACGAAAUUGGAUGUUCUGAGUAACACGGCAACGCUUAAAUCACAUCAGAAUACUUUCUUUUGAGGUCUGGAAGAAAACGAUCAAAUGUAGAUUUUUGAGUGUAUUUCCCCUUUAAUAAUGGCUCAUCCAGCCAGUGAGGAAUGUGCCGUCUAAUGCGCCGGUCCAGCGAUGGUUCUGUCUAAUGCGCCGGUCCAGCGAUGGUUCUGUCUAAUGCGCCGGUCCAGUGAUGGUUCUGUCUAAUGCGCCGGUCCAGCGAUGGUUCUGUCUAAUGCGCCGGUCCAGCGAUGGUUCUGUCUAAUGCGCCGGUCCAGUGAUGGUUCUGUCUAAUGCGCCGGUCCAGCGAUGGUUCUGUCUAAUGCGCCGGUCCAGUGAUGGUUCUGUCUAAUGCGCCGGUCCAGUGAUGGUUCUGUCUAAUGCGCCGGUCCAGCGAUGGUUCUGUCUAAUGCGCCGGUCCAGUGAUGGUUCUGUCUAAUGCGCCGGUCCAGUGAUGGUUCUGUCUAAUGCGCCGGUCCAGUGAUGGUUCUGUCUAAUGCGCCGGUCCAGCGAUGGUUCUGUCUAAUGCGCCGGUCCAGUGAUGGUUCUGUCUAAUGCGCCGGUCCAGUGAUGGUUUUGUCUAAUGCGCCAGUCCAGUGAUGGUUCUGUCUAAUGCGCCAGUCUAGCGAUGGUUCUGUCUAAUGCGCCGGUCCAGCGAUGGUUCUGUCUAAUGCGCCGGUCCAGUGAUGGUUCUGUCUAAUGCGCCGGUCCAGCGAUGGUUCUGUCUAAUGUGCCGGUCCAGUGAUGGUUCUGUCUAAUGCGUCGGUCCAGCGAUGGUUCUGUCUAAUGCGCCGGUCCAGUGAUGGUUCUGUCUAAUGCGCCGGUCCAGUGAUGGUUCUGUACUGUUGCUGUUCAUUACAUGGUAAAGUUGGCAAAUAACUAAUAAUAGAUACAAAUUAUAGACUUCUGACAAGCAAUCAGGAGCCCCGUGUAGCUCAGUUGGUAGAGCACGGCGCUUGCAACGCCAGGGUUGUGGGUUCGUUUCCCACGGCGGGGCCAGUAUGAAAAAAGAAAAGAAAAAAAUGUUGCAGUUAACAUUUAAUUGAGAAGGAUUUUGGGGAAAGUAUUUCUGCCAACACACAAGACGGUUAUCACAUCAACCGGCUACACACUGAGAGAUAGACAAACGCCUGCACCACACAGACAGACUGGGGUAAUAUUGCUGGAAAUUAAUUGGCAGAUAUUGUGUUAGGUUUGGCUUUUUAAGCCAAUAGUGGCUAACCAGGGGUGGGAUAAUGUCAGUGUUGCGUUGAUUAGACAGUGGCUGGUGGCUUGUGGUGUCUGAUACUUGUGAGAUUUGUUAAUGACAGUUUGUGGUGGAACGGGUGAAACUUGCAUGUACUGUCAGAAUAGUUUGGUGAGCGACUCAUCGGUGAGCUGGUAUGUCUCAGAAUAGUUUGGUGAGCGACUCAUAGGUGAGCUGGUAUGUCUCAGAAUAGUUUGGUGAGCGACUCAUAGGUGAGCUGGUAUGUCUCAGAAUAGUUUGGUGAGCGACUCAUCGGUGAGCUGGUAUGUCUCAGAAUAGUUUGGUGAGCGACUCAUAGAUGAGCUGGUAUGUCUCAGAAUAGUUUGGUGAGCGACUCAUAGGUGAGCUGGUAUGUCUCAGAAUAGUUUGGUGAGCGACUCAUCGGUGGAGCUGGUUAUGUCUCAGAAUAGUUUGGUGAGCGACUCAUAGGUGAGCUGGUAUGUCUCAGAAUAGUUUGGUGAGCGACUCAUAGGUGAGCUGGUAGCUCUCAAAUAGUUUGGUGAGCCGACUCCAUAGGUGGUCUGGUAUUUCUCAGAAUAGUUUGGUGAGGCGACUCAUAGGUGAGUGCUGGUAUGUCUCAGAAUAGUUUGGUGAGCGACUCAUAGGUGGUCUGGUAUGUCUCAGAAUAGUUUGGUGAGCGACUCAUCGGGGAGCUGGUAUGUCUCAGAAUAGUUUGGUGAGCGACUCAUCGGGGAGCUGGUAUGUCUCAGAAUAGUUUGGUGAGCGACUCAUAGGUGAGCUGGUAAUGUCUCAGAAUAGUUUGGUGAGCGACUCAUAGGUGGUCUGGUAUGUCUCAGAAUAGUUUGGUGAGCGACUCAUAGGUGAGCUGGUAUGUCUCAGAAUAGUUUGGUGAGCGACUCAUAGGUGAGCUGGUAUGUCUCAGAAUAGUUUGGUGAGCGACUCAUAGGUGAGCUGGUAGCUCUCAGAAUAGUUUGGUGAGUGACUCAUAGGUGGUCUGGUAGUCUCAGAAUAGUUUGGGAGUGCUAUAGGGUCUGGUAUGUUCAGAAUAGUUGGUGACUCAUAUGUGACGUAUGUCUCAGAAUAGUUUGGUGAGCGACUCAUCGGGGAGCUGGUAUGUCUCAGAAUAGUUUGGUCUGGUAGCUCGUGAUCGACCUGUUGGAGACUCCUGUUUUAGAUAUACACUAUAUAUACAAAAGUACCCCUUCAAAUUAGUGGAUUUGGCUAUUUCAGCCACACCCAUUGCUGACAGGUGUAUAGAGUCGAGCACACAGCCAUGCGAUCUCCAUAGACAAACAUUGGCAGUAGAAUGGCCUUACUGAAGAGAUCAGUGACUUUCAACGUUGCACCGUCAUAGGAUGCCACCUUUCCAACAAGUCAGUUUGUCAAAUUUCUGCCCUGCUAGAGCUGCCCCGGUCAACUGUAAGUGCUGUUAUUGUGAAGUGGAAACGUCUAGGAGCAACAACGGCUCAGCCGCAAAGUGGUAGGCCACACAAGCUCACAGAACGGGACCGCCGAGUACUGAAGCGCGUAGCGCAUAAAAAUAAUCUGUCCUCGGUUGCAACACUCACUACCGAGUUCCAAACUGCCUCUGGAAGCAACGUCAACAUGAAAUGGGUUUCCAUGGCCGAGCAGCCACACACAAGCCUAAGAUCACCAUGCGCAAUGCCAAGCAUUGGCUAGAGUGGUGUAAAGCUCACCGCCAUUGGACUCUGGAGGAAUGAAUCACGCUUCACCAUCUGGCAGUCCGACGGACGAAUCUGGGUUUGGUGGAUGUCAGGACAACGCUACCUGCCCGAAUGCAUAUUGCCAACUGUAAAGUUUGGUGGAGGGGGAAUAAUGGUCUGGGUCAGUUUUUCAUGAUUCGGGCUAGGCCCCUUAGUUCCAGUGAAGGGAAAUCUUAACGCUACAGUAUACAAUGACAUUCUAGACGAUUCGGUGCUUCCAGCUUUGUGGCAACAGUUUGGGGAAGGCCCUUUCCUGUUUCAGCAUGACAAUGCCCCCGUGCACAAAGCGAAGUCCAUACAGAAAUGGUUUGUCGAGAUCAGUGUGGAAGAACUUGACUGGCCUGCACAGAGCCCUGACCUCAACCCCAUCAAACACCUUUGGGAUGAAUUGGAACGCCGACUGCGAGCCAGGCCUAAUCGCCCAACAUCAGUGCCCGACCUCACUUAUGCUCUUGUGGCUGAACGGAAGCCAGUCCCCGCCGCAAUGUUCCAACAUCUAGUGGAAAGCCUUCCCAGAAGACUGGAGGCUGCUAUAGCAGCAAAGGAGGGGGACCAACUCCAUAUUAAUGCCCAUGAUUAUGGAAUGAGAUGUUUGACGAGCAGGUGUCCACAUACUUUUGGUCAUGUAGUAGUUAACACAUCUAGACCUGAUGACGGGGCCAUUGUGGCCUGUGUGUCCUGUUUCUAUCAUAGCUUUGCUUUGGCUCUGAAGGUGACACCAUUAUUUAAUGGUAUUUUUCUAAAUUUUCUCCAGCUUUUUUUCUUAAUUUUUUUAAAUAAAAAAUUAUACUCUCUUUUGGAGAAUCUACAGUACCUCUUUUCAAUUUUUAACAUUUAACAUUUAAGUCAUUUAGCAGACGAUCUUAUCCAGAGCGACUUACAAAUUGGUGCAUUCACCUUAAUUAUGGUGUAAAAUAAGUAUUUGGUCACCUACAAACAAGCAAGAUUUCUGGCUCUCACAGACCUGUAACUUCUUCUUUAAGAGGCUCCUCUGUCCUCCACUCGUUACCUGUAUUAAUGGCACCUGUUUGAACUUGUUAUCAGUAUAAAAUACACCUGUCCACAACCUCAAACAGUCUCACUCCAAACUCCACUAUGGCCAAGACCAAAGAGCUGUCAAAGGACACCAGAAACAAAAUUGUAGACCUGCACCAGGCUGGGAAGACUGAAUCUGCAAUAGGUAAGCAGCUUGGUUUGAAGAAAUCAACUGUGGGAGAAAUUAUUAGGAAAUGGAAGACAUACAAGACCACUGAUAAUCUCCCUCGAUCUGGGGCUCCACGCAAGAUCUCACGAACGGUGAGCAAAAAUCCCAGAACCACACGGGGGGACCUAGUGAAUGACCUGCAGAGAGCUGGGACCAAAGUAACAAAGCCUACCAUCAGUAACACACUAUGCCGCCAAGGACUCAAAUCCUGCAGUGCCAGACGUGUCCCCCUGCUUAAGCCAGUACAUGUCCAGGCCCGUCUGAAGUUUGCUAGAGUGCAUUUGGAUGAUCCAGAAGAGGAUUGGGAAAAUGUCAUAUGGUCAGAUGAAACCAAAAUAUAACUUUUUGGUAAAAACUCAACUCGUCUAGUUUGGAGGACAAAGAAUGCUGAGUUGCAUCCAAAGAACACCAUACCUACUGUGAAGCAUGGGGGUGGAAACAUCAUGCUUUGGGGCUGUUUUUCUGCAAAGGGACCAGGACGACUGAUCCGUGUAAAGGAAAGAAUGAAUGGGGCCAUGUAUCGUGAGAUUUUGAGUGAAAACCUCCUUCCAUCAGCAAGGGCAUUGAAGAUGAAACGUGGCUGGGUCUUUCAGCAUGACAAUGAUCCCAAACACACCGCCCGGGCAACGAAGGAGUGGCUUCGUAAGAAGCAUUUCAAGGUCCUGGAGUGGCCUUGCCAGUCUCCAGAUCUCAACCCCAUAGAAAAUCUUUGGAGGGAGUUGAAAGUCUGUGUUGCCCAGCGACAGCCCCAAAACAUCACUGCUCUAGAGGAGAUCUGCAUGGAGGAAUGGGCCAAAAUACCAGCAACAGUGUGUGAAAACCUUGUGAAGACUUAGAGAAAACGUUUGACCUGUGUCAUUGCCAACAAAGGGUAUAUAACAAAGUAUUGAGAAACUUUAGUUAUUGACCAAAUACUUAUUUUCCACCAUAAUUUGCAAAUAAAUUCAUAAAAAAUCCUACAAUGUGAUUUUCUGGAUUUUUUUUCCUAAUUUUGUCUGUCAUAGUUGAUGUGUACCUAUGAUGAAAAUUACAGGCCUCUCAUCUUUUUAAGUGGGAGAACUUGCACAAUUGGUGGCUGACUAAAUACUUUUUUCCCCCACUGUAUAUCACUGCUUCCACUCUCUCAUCCUCUCUCUCGCUCUCUCUCUCUCUCUCUCUCUCUCUCUCUCUCUCUGUCUCUCUCUCUCUGGAUGGCUUAAUAUCACAUGAUCUCUCAUCUCUCUCCAUACUAUCUCUACUAUUAUCUCGGCCCUCUCUCUUCUCUCUCUAUCCUCUCUCUCUUCUCUCACUACUGAGGCUAUGAUCUCUAUAAUAUAUAUAGAGUUUUCUCUUAUCUCUAUCAUCGAGAUAUCAUUCUCUCUCUCUAUCAUAGCUGUCUCUCUCUCUCUCUCAUCUUUCUGUCUCUCUCUCUCUUCGUCUCUCGUCUCUCUCUCUCUCUCUCUCUCUCUCUCUCUCUCUCUCUCUCUCUCUCGGAUGGCUUAUAUAUCACUGCUUCCACUCUCUCGCCCUCCCUUGACGCACAAGGCUCUCCUUUUGUUUUACCCACUGAACCUGACCAGUCCUCAGUUUGAUUUGAUACUGUUGACCUGUAAAACAUCAGUGUGAUACGCAUCUCAGAGCUCCCCCUUCUCUGUUCUUUUCUACCCCCCCCCCCCCCCCCCCCCUCCACUCCAGACAUCAUCAACACCCCCAAGCCUGAUGAGAGAGCUAUCAUGACCUAUGUCUCCUGCUUCUACCAUGCUUUUGCUGGAGCAGAGCAGGUAGAGAGCCCUUUGAGUAUGUGUGGUUUUGGACUGCAGUGAUUAUUGAAGUGCCCGAAUGCUUGAAUGGCCACGUGCAAAUACUACCAUUUACUGUAAGUAGGUUCUCACACAAUGAAUUACUGUUGAAUAUUUUAACAUGGGAUCCCUUGUUCCUGUCUGAAAUAUUAAACAUGUGUUAUCCAAAACUUACAUAUCUAAAAAAUAUAACCAAUAAAACUUUGAUUUUAAAUCUUGGCUGUCAUCACAUUAUUUUAGGGUGCUUGAUCACACCAGCAAUACAAACUGUCCAAACUGUUUCCAUAUGAUGUGACAAAUGAUUUGACAGUAAUGUGACAUGUUGCUGUGGGUCUCUACAGGCGGAGACAGCAGCCAACCGUAUCUGUAAGAUUCUGGGAGUCAACCAGGAGAAUGAGAAACUCAUGGAGGAAUAUGAGAAACUGGCCAGUGAGGUAAUAAUCACACACACUCAGGGCCACACCCUUUUAGGAGGAAAACAGAUUAAAUAACACAAUGUGACUGUUUCUUCAGCUACUUCUUGUCACUCAAUUAUGACUCAUCAAUAUCAAUCAUAUGACUGAUUAAUAUCAAUUGUAUGACUGAUCAAUAUCAAUCACAUUACUUAUCAAUAUCAAUCAUAUGGCUGAUCAAUAUCAAUCAUAUGACUGAUCAAUAUCAAUCAUAUGACUGAGCAAUAUCAAUCACAUUACAUAUCAAUAUCAAUCAUAUGACUGAUCAAUAUCAAUCAUAUGAUUGAACAAUAUCAAUCACAUGACUUAUCAAUAUCAAUCAUAUGGCUGAUCAAUAUCAAUCACAUUACUUAUCAAUAUCAAUCAUAUGACUGAGCAAUAUAAAUCACAUUACUUAUCAAUAUCAAUCAUAUGACUGAUCAAUAUCAAUCAUAUGGCUGAUCAAUAUCAAUCAUAUGACUGAUCAAUAUCAAUUGUAGACAUUUGAACAAUGGGUGAACGAUCUGGAUCUAUCCAUGAACCAUCCAAAUCUUUGAAUAUUGACUACUGUAAGCAAAGUUACCUCUGAUGUCUUUACUAAACAUGGAACCCCUGUAACCUCGAUACUGUACCCUCCAUACUGUUACCCUCCAUACUGUACCCUCCAUACUGUACCCUCCAUACUGUACCCUCCAUACUGUUACCCUCCAUACUGUACCCUCCAUACUGUACCCUCCACACAGUACCCUCCAUACUGUUACCCUCCAUACUGUACCCUCCAUACUGUACCCUCCAUACUGUACCCUCCAUAGUGUUACCCUCCAUACUGUACCCUCCAUUUAAAGUUACUUUCCCUUACUGUACCCUCCAUACUGUACCCUCCACACAGUACCUCCACACUGUACCCUCCAUACUGUUACCUCCAUACUGUACCCUCCACACAGUACCCUCCAUACUGUACCUCCAUACUGUACCCUCCAUACUGUACCCUCCAUACUGUACCCUCCAUACUGUUACCCUCCAUACUGUACCUCAUACUUACCCUCCACACAGUACCCUCCAUACUGUACCCUCCAUACUGUACCCUCCAUACUGUACCCUCCAUACUGUACCCUCCAUACUGUACCCUCCAUACUGUACCCUCCAUAGUGUUACCCUCCAUACUGUACCCUCCAUACUGUUACCCUCCAUACUGUACCCUCCAUACUGUUACCCUCCAUACUGUACCUCAUACUGUACCCUCCAUACUGUACCCUCCAUACUGUUACCCUCCAUACUGUACCCUCCAUACUGUACCCUCCAUACUAUACCCUCCAUACUGUACCCUCCAUACUGUACCCUCCAUACUGUACCCUCCAUACGUGACCCUCCAUACUGUACCUCCAUACUGUACCCUCCAUACUUUACCCUCCAUACUGUACCCUCCAUUUCUGUUACCCUCCAUACUUACCCUCCAUACUGUACCCUCCAUACUGUAUCCUCCAUACUGUACCUCCAUACUGUACCCUCAUACUGUACCCUCCAUACUGUACCCUCCAUACUGUUACCUCCAUACUGUACCCUCCAUACUGUACCCUCCAUACUGUUACCCUCCAUACUGUACCCUCCAUACUGUACCCUCCAUACUGUUACCCUCCAUACUGUUACCCUCCAUUAGUGUACCCUCUAUACUGUACCCUCCAUACUGUACCCUCACAUACUGUACCCUCCAUACUGUUACCCUCCAUACUGUACCCUCCAUAGUGUUUACCCUCCAUACUGUACCCUCCAUGUGUUCCCUCCAUACAGUACCACAAUACUGUACCCUCCAAUACUGUACCUCCAUACUGUUACCCUCCAUACUGUUACACUCCAUACUGUACCCUCCAUACUGUACCCUCCAUACUGUUACCCUCCAUACUGUUACCCUCCAUACUGUACCCUCCAUACUGUACCCUCCAUACUGUACCCUCCAUACUGUUAUCCUCCAUACUGUACCCUCCAUAGUGUUACCCUCCAUACUGUACCCUCCAUAGUGUUACCCUCCAUACAGUACCCACCAUACUGUACCCUCCAUACUGUACCCUCCAUACUGUACCCUCCAUACUGUUACCCUCCAUACUGUUACCCUCCAUACUGUUACCCUCCAUACUGUACCCUCCAUACUGUUACCCUCCAUACUGUUACCCUCCAUACUGUACCUCCAUACGUACCCUCCAUACUUUACCCUCCAUACUGUACCUCCUACUGUUACCCUCCAUACUGUACCCUCCAUACUGUUACCCUCCAUUUCUUACCCUCCAUACUGUACCAUCCAUACUGUACCCUCCAUACUUUUACCCUCCAUACUGUACCCCAUACUUACCCUCCAUACUGUACCCUCCAUACUGUACCCUCCAUACUGUUACCCUCCAUACUGUACCCUCCAUAGUGUUACCCUCUAUACUGUACCCUCCAUACUGUACCCUCCAUACUGUACCCUCCAUACUGUUACCCUCCAUACUGUACCCUCCAUAGUGUUACCCUCCAUACUGUACCCUCCAUAGUGUUACCCUCCAUACAGUACCCACCAUACUGUACCCUCCAUACUGUACCCUCCAUACUGUUACCCUCCAUACUGUUACCCUCCAUACUGUACCCUCCAUACUGUACCCUCCAUACUGUUACCCUCCAUACUGUUACCUCCAUACUGUACCCUCCAUACUGUACCCUCCAUACUGUACCUCCAUACGUUACCUCCAUACUGUACCCUCCAUACUGUACCCUCCAUACUGUACCCUCCAUACUGUACCCUCCAUACUGUACCCUCCAUACUGUUACCCUCCAUACUGUUCCCUCCAUACUGUACCCUCCAUAGUGUUACCCUCCAUACUGUUACCCUCCAUACUGUACCCUCCAUACUGUACCCUCCAUACUGUACCCUCCAAUACGUACCCUCCAUACUGUUACCCUCCAUACUGUACCCUCCAUAGUGUUAACCCUAUACUGUACCUCCAUACUGUACCCUCCAUACGUACCCCCCAUACUGUUACCUCCAUACUGUACCCUCCAUAGUGUUUCCCUCCAUACUGUACCUUUCCAUAGUGUUACCCUCCAUACAGUACCCCCAUACUGGUACCCUCCAUACUGUUACCUCCAUACUGUUACCCUCCAUACUGUUACCCUCCAUACUGUACCCUCCAUACUGUACCCUCCAUACUGUUCCCUCCAUACUGUACCCUCCAUACUGUACCCUCAUACUGUACCCUCCAUACUGUACCUCCAUACUGUUACCCUCCAUACUGUUACCUCCAUACUGUACCCUCCAUACUGUACCCUCCAUACUGUACCCUCCAUACUGUACCCUCCAUACUGUACCCUCCAUACUGUACCCUCCAUACUGUUACCCUCCAUACUGUACCCUCCAUACUGUUACCCUCCAUACUGUACCCUCCAUACUGUACCCUCCAUACUGUUACCCUCCAUACUGUACCCUCCAUACUGUUACCCUCCAUACUGUUACCCUCCAUACUGUUACCCUCCAUACUGUUUCCAUCCAUACUGUUUCCCUCCAUACUUUACCCUCAUACUGUUACCUCCAUACUGUACCCUCCAUACUGUACCCCGCCAUAGUGACCCUCCAUACUGUACCCUCCCUACUGUUACCCUCCAGACUGUACCUCCAUAUGUACCCUCCAUAUGUUACCUCAAUAAAUGUACCUCCAUACUGUACCCUCCAUAUGGUACCCUCCAUAUGUUACCCUCAAUACUGUACCUCCCUACUUACCCUCCAUAUGUUCCUCCUACGGUACCCUCCAACUGUACCCUCCUUAUGUACCCUCCCUACUGUACCUCCAUAUGUUACCUCCAUACUGUACCCAUCCAAUGUUACCCUCUUACUGACCUCAUACUGUACCCUCCAUACUGUACCCUCCAUACUGUUACCCUCCCCUACUGUACACCCAUAGGUACACUCCAUACUGUACCUCAAAAGGUACCAUCCAACGUACCACCAUACUGUACCCUCCAUACUGUACCCAUCAAUACUGUUACCCCAUACUGGACCUCCAUACUGUCCUCCAUACUGUCCUCCAUACUGUUACCUCCAUACUGUUACCCUAUGUACCCUCAUACGUACCUCCAUACUGUACCCCCAUACGUUCCCUCCACUGUACCAAUGUACCUCUAUGUUACCCUCCAUACGACCUCCAUACUGUACCUCUAUGUACCUCAUACUGUUACCCUAUACGUUACCCAUACUGUACCUCCAUAUGUUCCUCCAUACGUCCCUCCAUAUGUACCUCCAAAUGUACCUCAUAUGUACCCUCCAUACUUACCUCAUCUUACCCUCAUUGUACCCUCCAUAUGUACCCCAUAUUCUGUACCUCAUACUGUACCCUCCUACUGUACCCUCCAUACUGUACUCCAUCUGUCCUCCAUAUAAUCUCUUGUUACCAAUAUAGCUUACAUAUGUCAGGGUUUACCAAAGGUGUUCCCAGCUCUUGGAGUGGAUCGUGUAUGACCCCCUGGAGAGAACAAGUCCCGAGAGACCAGGUGCUAUGCGGGUAAAAUGGAGGCUUCAGAGACUACCGUAGACAACACAAACCCCCCAAGGUGCAGGAGAAGUGUCAGCUGGAGAUCAGCUUCAACACCCUGCAGACCAAAGCUGAGGAUCUCCAACCGGCCCGCCUUCAUGCCCUCUGAGGGACGCAUGGUGGUCAGUGAGUCAGACACAAACACAAACAACACAACACACACAACACACACACACAACACACAACACACAACACAACACACACACAACACAAACACACAAACACACAACACAAACACAAACACACAACACACAACACACACACAACACACACACACACACACACAAACACACCACACACACAAACAACAACACACAUUCAACACACACACACACACACUCACACACACACACACACAACACAAAACACACACACACACACACACACAAACACUCACACACACAAACACACACAAAAAACUCACACACACACACAAACAAACACACACACACAAACACGCACACGCACGCACACACACACACACACACACACACAACACAACACACAAAACACCACACACACACGCGCACACACGCACACACAAAACACACACACACACACAAAACACACACACACGCACACACACACACACCACACACAAACACACACACACACACACAAAACAACACACACACGCACACACAAACAGCACAACACAAAACACACACACGACACACAAACACAAACACAAGCACACACGCACACACACAAAACACAACACACACCAAAACACGCGCACACACGCACACAAACACACACACACACAUACACAAACACACAGACACGCACACACUCACGUAACCACACACACACCCACCCACCACCACCCACCCACACACAGAGACCUUCCUUCCCUCUGAGGGUCUUGGUGAGUAGAGGAGACCCAGAGGAAGUUCCAGGCAACACAUCCCAGAGGUCAGAGAUCUUAUUGAUUUCAUUUAUCUCAUAUUCAUGUAUUCUUGGAAAGUAUUCAGACCCAUUGAAUAUUUCCACAUUUUGUUACGUUACAGCCUUAUUCUAAAAUGGAUUAAAUGAAAUUUUUCCUCAUCAAUCUACACACAAUACCCCAAAAUGACAAAGCGAAAACAGGUUUUUAGAGAUUUUUGCUAAUUUAUUAAAAAUAAACAACAGAAAUACCUUAUUUACAUAAGUAUUCAGACCCUUUGCUAUGACACUCGAAAUUGCAUCCUGUUUCCAUUGAUCAUUCUUGAGAUGUUUCUACAACUUGAUUGGAGUCCACCUGUGGUAAAUUCAAUUGAUUGGACAUGAUUUGGAAAGUCACACACCUGUCUAUAUAUAUAAGGUCCCACAGUUGACAGUGCAUAUCAGAGCAAAAACCAAGCCAUGAGGUUGAAGGAAUUGUCCAUAGAGUUCCGAGACAGGAUUGUGUCAAGGCACAGAUCUGGGGAAGGGUACCAAAACAUUUCUGCAGCAUUGAAGAUCCCCAAGAACACAGUGGCCUCCAUCAUUCUUAUAUGGAAGAAGUUUGGAACCACCAAGACUCUUCCCAGAGCUGGCCGCCCGGCCAAACUGAGCAAUCGGGGGACAAGGGCCUUGGUCAGGGAAGUGACCAAGAACCCGAUUGUCACUCUGACAGAGCUCCAGAGUUCCUCUGUGGAGAUGGGAGAACAUUUCAGAAGGACAACCAUCUCUGCAGCACUCCACCAAUCAGGCCUUUAUGGUAGAGUGGCCAGACGGAAGCCACUCCUCAGUAAAAGGCACAUGACAUCCCGCUUGGAGUUUGCCAAAAGGCACCUAAAGACUCUCAGACCAUGAGAAACAAGAUUCUCUGGUCUGAUGAACCAAGAUUGAACUCUUUGGCCUGAAUGCCAAGCGUCACAUCUGGAGGAAACCUGGCACCAUCCCUACGGUGAAGCAUGGUGGUAGCAGCAUCAUGCUGUGGGGAUGUUUUUCAGCAGCAGGGACUGGGACACUAGUCAGGAUCGAGGGAAAGAUGAACGGAGCAAAGUACAGAGAGAUCCUUGAUGAAAACCUGCUCCAAAGCGCUCAGGACCUCAGACUGGAGUGAAGGUUCACCUUCCAACAGGACAAUGACCCUAAGCACACAGCCAAGACAAUGCAGGAGUGGCUUCGGGACAAGUCUCUGAUGUCCUUGAGUGGCCCCAGACAGAGCCCGGAACUUGAACCCGAUCGAACAUCUUGGAGAGACGUGAAAAUAACUGUGCAGCAACUCUCCCCCAUCCAACUGACAGAGCUGAGAGGAUCUGCAGAGAAAGAAUGGGAGAAACUCCCCAAAUACAGGUUGUGCCAAGCUUGUAGCGUCAUACCCCAAGAAGACUCGAGGCUGUAAUCACUGCCUAAGGUGCUUUAACAAAAGUACUGAGUAAAUGGUCUGAAUACUGAUGUAAAUGUAAUAUUUCAGUUUUUUAUUUUUUUUAUAAAUUUGCAAAAAGUUCUAAAAAACAAGUUUUUGCUUUGUCAUUAUGGGGUAUUGUGUGGAGGAAAAAACAAUUUAAUCCAUUUUACAAUAGGCUUGUAACGUAACAAAAUGUGAGAAAAGUCAAGGGGUCUGAAUACUUUCCGAAUGCACUGUAUAGUUGACCCUAGCCUUGAUAUUAGCUGAGUGAUCAACGUCCCUUGGAAGGAUUGGCAUUGUGAGACUACGUUUACCCCCACAGUUUUUUUACAAUGUUGUAAUAUUUAACACCCAAAAAAGACAGUUCCCUGGUGAAGUAUAGACCAACUUACCUGUAUCUUACAAACCUCUGUGUUUACCAGGACACCAACCAUGGACAGAACCUGGAGAAGGUAGAGAACGGCUAGGAGGAGGUUAUUAACUGUAUUGUUAUACUGUAUCCUUGUGUGGUGUGGUGUGGUGUGUGGUGUGUGUUGUGUGUGUGUGUGUGGGUGUGUGUGUGUGUGUGUGUGUGUGUGUGUGUGGUGUGUGUUGUGUGUGUGGGUGUGUGGUGUGUGUGUGUGUUGUGUGUGUGUUGUGUGUGUGGUUUGUGUGUGUGUGUGUGUGUGUGUGUGUGUUGCGUAGGACAUCACCAGUGCGUGGACAGGCCUGGAGCAGGGCAGAGAAGGGCUAUGAGGAGUGGCUGAUGAGUGAGACCAGGAGGCUGGAGCGUCUCAACCACCUGGCUGAGAAGUCCAGAUGAAGGCUGCCACCCACCAGGACUGGUCUGUAGGUCCUGUCUGUUCUCUCUCUAUUCCAGGGGUUCUCUAACCUCUCCUUGGGACCUCCAGACGUUUUCACGAUUUAGUUGUAUUCCCUGAACUAUCUCACCUGACCUAGUGAAGGGCUUGACGAUUAAGUCGACAAGUUGAAUCAGGUGAGCAGCUGUGGAAUAGUUAAAUACAUGGAACGGCUGGGGGGUCGGUUGGGGGGUCGUUUGGGGGUCGGCGGGGGGUCACAGAGAAGAGGUUUGAGAACCACUUCUCUAUUGGGGGCGGCGCACAAUUGGCCCAGCGUCGUCCAGGGUAGGGGAGGGAAUGGCCAGCGUCGUCCAGGGUAGGGGAGGGAAUGGCCAGCGUUCGUCCAGGGUAGGGGAGGGAAUGUGCCAGCGUCGUCCAGGGUAGGGGAGGGAAUGAAUAGCGUCGUCCAGGGUAGGGGAGGAAUGAAUAGCGUCGUUCAGGGGUAGGGGAGGGAAGGGGAAUGGGCCAGCGUCGUCCAGGGUAGGGGAGGGAAUGGACAGCGUCGUCCAGGGUAGGGGAGGGAAUGAAUAGCGUCGUUCAGGGUAGGGGAGGGAAUGGCCAGCGUCGUCCAGGGUAGGGGAGGGAAUGGCCAGCGUCGUCCAGGGUAGGGGAGGGAAUGGCCAGCGUCGUCCAGGGUAGGGGAAGGAAUGGCCAGCGUCGUCCAGGGCAGGGGAGGGAAUGGCCAGCGUCGUCCAGGGUAGGGGAGGGAAUGGCCAGCGUCGUCCAGGGUAAGGGUGGGAAUGGCCAGCGUCGUCCAGGGUAGGGGAGGGAAUGGCCGGCAGGGAUGUAGCUCAGUUGGUAGAGCAUGGCGUUUGCAACGCCAGGGUUGUGGGUUCGAUUCCCACGGGGGGCUAGUAUGAUUAUUAUUUUAUUUUUUUAUAAAAUAAAUUGUAUGCACUCACUAACUGUAAGUCGCUCUGGAUAAGAGCGUCUGCUAAAUGACUAAAAUGUAAAUGUAUUGAAUUAGUCCAAUAUUCUGUACAUGAACAUCGCUCCAGCAGUACCAUCCUGAGAUGCCCUGUGCUCAAGAUGGGAGACCAUUUCCUGAAUAAGGACAAUAAAAUAAACUGAACUGAAUUGAGCAGAUCUGUCUUUAGAAAUGCACAUAGAUUAUCUAUCAAAAUACAUCCAUUCCUAAUGGUGAUCAGUGAUUUUGAUGAUGUGUGUGUCUAGGUAAGGACAGCGUCCUGUCUCAUAAGGACUACGAGUCCUGCUCUCUGACGGAGGUGAGAGCUCUGCUCCGGAAACAUGAGGCUUUUGAGAGUGACCUGGCCGCUCACCAAGACAGAGUGGAACAGAUCGCUGCCAUCGCACAGGAGUUAAAGUAAGGGGGGGGGGAGUGGGGGGGUGGGGGAGGGAGUGGGGGGGUGGGGUGGGGGUGGGUUGAGGGGGGUGGGGGGGUUGAGAGUGACCUGGCCGCUCACCAAGACAGACUGGAACAGAUCGCUGCCAUCGCACAGGAACUCAACUAGUCCCCUGCCCCACCAGUUUUUUCCCAGUCAGCCCACACCAAGCCCACAAUCGGUCCACAGUCACCCCACAGUCCAGCCCCACAACCAAGCCCACAAUCGGUUCACAGUCAACCAUAGUCAGCCCAAACCUAAGCCCACAAUCGGUCCACAGUCACCCCACAGUCAGCCCACACCUAGCCCACAAUCGGUCCACAGUCACCCCACAAACCCGGGCCUACAGCUGGCCCACAGUCAGCACCCAACCGGCCCAGGCUAAUGUUAUGUAGAUUGACAGGUAUUGCUGUUGUGGUUGUCAGUUCUGAGCAGGUAGUCAGUAGGAGACGGAUCCUCUGGUCCGCUUGUCUGGACUUCUGUUGUGCUGUAUGGACUCCAUCUAGUGGCUGAAGGCAGUCUGGGGCAAGGCCACUGACAGACUGAAACCUACUGGCAGACACAGAAUCCUCACUGUUGCUGCCAAAGUUUUCAACCACCCUAAAGGAAACAUUUGCCCCUCGUGUAACUCUUGUAGUUUAAAAGCACCACCAACCAGUCCAGAGGUCAGUGUGUCUUUUGCUUGAGAACAGUCCAUUGUUUCUAAAUGUGGGUUUGAAUGACACUGAACAGCACCUGCCACUUUCACUCUGCACCAGCACUGGUUUGUCCUGCCUGCCUGUGUGUGUGUGUGUGUGUGGGUGUGUGUGUGUGUGUGUGUGUGUGUGUGUGUGUGUGUGUGUGUGUGUGUGUGUGUGUGUGUGUGUGUGUGUGUGUGUGUGUGUGUGUGUGUGUGUGUGUGUGUGUGUAUUUGUCCGUGUGUGUGUGCCCGUGUCCACCAUUGUGUGGUGUGCGUAGUUGGCAGAUAGAGUUAUGAUGGGGUGAUCCUCCUCACCCCUUCCCAAGUCUCCUGUAUAUAUUCACCCCCCUUCUCCUUCUCUCUCUCUCUUUUUUUCCUUCCCUUUUUUCGUCUCCCCCCUGUUUACUCUUUCCCCCUCUCUUAUCUAGCUCCCUCCCCCUCUCGUCUCCCCUCUUUUCUCCUCGAUCUCCUCUCCUGGCCCCAUCUAUCGCCCCCCUCUCUCUUCUCUUCUCUCUCUCGCUCUCUCUCUCUCUAGGUCAUCUCUCGCUCUCGCUCUUCUGGCUCUCUCGCUCUCGCUCGCGAUCGAUUAAUAUAGUAUAUAGAAUAUAUCUUGUAUAUAUAUUCACCACAGGCCAACCUGUGUUCUUCACGUGUCACAGUUGAAGGACUCUGAUGUCAUUCAUCAGACCAGAGCAACCUCCUGUCACCACGUGUCUUUCCACUGA
Coregonus sp. 'balchen' is the source of this 30144-nucleotide messenger RNA. NCBI's taxonomy places the organism in Eukaryota, Metazoa, Chordata, Actinopteri, Salmoniformes, Salmonidae. The record is from the annotation of a GenBank genome assembly.